GUCGGAAUUUCCCAGUUAUCUGGAACGUGAAUUUGAAACCACACCCUCAAUGCAUCUGUCGGCUAGAGACUAUUUCAUUUAUUCUUAUUUAUUCUUUAUCUAUUGCAAUUAUCGUUACUAGACUUCUUGAGGAGAAAUGGAUAGAUUUCAAGAGCUUCAAAAUUAUUCAUUUCACGCAACGUGGGAUUUGGGCAGAAGUUUGGUUAAACCGUUUAAUAUAUUAGUAAGACAAAUAGAUGAGCACAUUAGAGAUGAGACACACGAAACAUUUGUAGAGGAAGGAUUACUAUUUAAAAGUUACCUUUACAUGUCAGGAAUUGGUGGAACAGGAAAUAAAGACACGGAAAUUGCAAAAGACUGUCUUAAAGAUGUGAGUACCCGACUGGAAGCAUGGAAUGAGUCCCCAAAGAAGGACGGUUUUUGUUCAGUCGCGUAUGCCCUUGAAGCAUGGGUUGAUAUGGAUAAAACUAAAAAAAAACUUAAUGAUUUGAAACAACUGCAUCUCAAACACACACAAGCAACUAAAGCGUGUUUUGAAGCAUGUAAUCAUUAUAUUAAGGGCUUUGCUUUAUCAAGGUUGGGUAUUAAUCGCUAUGAUGAGUGCGUUGAAGAAUUCCGUCAAGCGACUGAAAAAUGUCCAGACGAUGUUGAAUAUUUAUUUUCUUUAGCAUUCAUGACACGCCGUGUUCAUGGGUCCGAGGUAGGUGUGGAAUAUAAAGACAUGCUACUUAAGGUUCUGGAGAAAAAAGAUGAUUACCUGUUUGCUAAAGUAGAAUUAGCAAAUUUAGCUUAUAUAGAAGGAAAUACAGAUGGCGCUACUAACCUUUUAGAAGAUAUCACAAGUACACUUGCCAAUGAGCAAAUUAUUACACCUGAAAAUAUGAAGAUCGUAGGACACGUUAUGAAAAUCUACUUACAAUUGAAUAAACCUGAAAAGGCAGAAGCCUUGUACCUAAUUGCAGAGCACAACGGUAAAGUGAAUUCAUUUGUUACACACAAGAGAGCGACAGUGGCGCGUUAUCAGAAGGAUUGGAAACAUUAUGAGAUAUUUCUUAAUGCUGCUGUGAAAAUGAAUCCCUUCAAUCUAGCCGUAAGCUUGCCAUUAGCUAUAAAUAAUUUAAGAAAAAGUGAGGCUGAUGAUGUAGAUGUAAUCAAAAUGUUCAGUAAGAUAUUAAGUGAUCGCUCAAGUGACGAACUAGGAGAGGUACAAAUUCUAUCUACUUUUGGAAAUAUGUUGAUGAAAAAACGCAAUGAAAAAGCUGCAGUUGUUCGAUUCGAAAAUGCAAUGGAAAAAGCAUUUAAAUAUUGUCAACGGGGUAAAUCACAGAAAAUAAAGUUUUCACACGAGAUAACGCUUUCUGUUCAAAUCUGCGUUACAAAUCUAAGAAAUUAUUGGAAAAAGACGGAAAAUAGAAAUGCCGAUAAUAUUUGUAAUCUUGCAACUCUUGAAAAUAAUCUGGGAAAUCUAUAUCUUGCUCGUUCGUAUUGUAAUGAUGCAUUGGAAAUGAAGCCUAAUGAACAGCAAAUGUCCACACUGAUUUUCAUACUAUCAGAAAUUCAGAUUCAGGUGACUACUGACUCAAAAUCUUUAUCGGAAGUAGAAAAAAAUCUGAACACAAUAACGUCAGCAGAAUUUAGCCAAAAGGUGACAGAUUUUCGAGGAAAAUUAGACUUUAAGAAGGGAAUUUUAUAUGAACUCAAACAUUUUCCAUUCGGCAACUACACCAACGCAGCUAUUUCUGGAAAUGUAAGGGCGGUACAGCGCCUCUUCUCUGCCUUAGAUAUAAUGGAUAAUACAAGCUCUCAAUACUAUCAAAUAUGUGCCUCCAUUAAUAUGUCGAUCAUGAAUAUUAAGGUAGCUGCGGAGCGAGAUAGUAUGCAAGACAGACUUAAAAUGGUCUUGGAAUCAGCUUUUACUGGGGAGCAAAGGAAUCUCAGAAAACAGCAAUUUGAGAUGGAGAAACUAUUCUUCAAUGGCGCCGCAGUUUGUAAUGCAGACGCUGUUAUUCAGACUGCCAGUAACUUACUAAACCGUGCAAUGCAUGAAUUAACACAGAGGUAUCGCCCAGCAAGAUUUAAAGAGAACAGAACUCUUGAUUUCUUUUGCAUCUAUGAUAACUUCUAUAAGGAACAGACUAAAGAAAAGGUUAAAUCAAAACUCACUGAGUAUAAAUGGGAAAAUAUCGAUGAUGAACUAAUAUCAUUCCUAGUAGAGAUACAACCAUGCACUAACCCACAAGAUAACAAUUGGAUCAUGGCUUUCAAGAAAUUUAACAACACUGAUAAGCACCAGACGAAAAACAAGCAGUAUGAAAAAUAUAAAGUUUAUCCAGAAGACCCAAGCGCAAACCGAAACGAAUAUCAAGAAAAACAAUAUUCCUCUAUCGAUCUUGCAAGAACAGUUUGCAACAACAUUGCUUACAUUUUAGACAACUUGAACGGAUUUUCAUUGGUGUUUUGAGUAUGAUGUUCGCGACUAAACUGACAACCAAACAAAGACUGUGCCUUAGUGGUAGCUGAGGGGAGGGUGUUAUGAUCACCUGACAGCAAGAAACUCGAGUUGAACAAAAGGCGGCUGAGCUCUAUGAAGUCAACGGCCAACCAUAGUUUAGUUUAAGUAGUAGCAGGACUAUAUCAUCCCACCUAUCAUCCUUAAUAUAAGUAUAAUGUUAUUAAUAGGCUUAAAAUUCUGAUAUUUAGUAAAUAAAAUAAUAAGAACUUAGAUGUUAUCAAAUGAUUAGAAAAUUAUUUAAUUGUGAUUUAAAAAAAUGAUUAAAUUUUGGUUUAGACGUCAGA
Messenger RNA from Anneissia japonica, 2796 nucleotides. RefSeq lists its product as uncharacterized. Gene Ontology annotation, molecular function: protein binding. The coding region runs from base 137 to 2461 and encodes 774 amino acids. Lineage: Eukaryota; Metazoa; Echinodermata; Crinoidea; Comatulida; Comatulidae. The transcript is spliced from 3 exons. The record is from RefSeq and is a predicted model, not a curated record.